Messenger RNA from Panicum virgatum (switchgrass), 3916 nucleotides. RefSeq names its product pentatricopeptide repeat-containing protein At4g01030, mitochondrial-like. The record is from RefSeq and is a predicted model, not a curated record. The transcript is spliced from 2 exons. Bases 238 to 2814 code for a protein of 858 amino acids. Lineage: Eukaryota; Viridiplantae; Streptophyta; Magnoliopsida; Poales; Poaceae. Gene Ontology annotation, molecular function: protein binding; RNA binding; zinc ion binding. Gene Ontology annotation, biological process: RNA modification.
GCAUCUUCAGCUUCGAGCCGUUGAAACAUCGAGCAAGAAGCGGCCCGGACAGGCCGGAGCCAUAUGGGCCGGCCCAUUUGAGAUUACAUCGCCGUUCUCAGAUAUUUUAUUUACCUACCCCUAAAAAAAGAUAUUUUAUUUACCUUGUAUUUAACCCCUUAUCCGCACUGCACAGCAAAUCAAUCGUGACCCUUUUCCCAUUCCCACCUUCCGAGGAGCAAGGCAGGCAAGGCUGCAAUGGCCGCGCAAGCCAUCUCCCUCUCGCUCCCCACGCCGCCAACCCACCACCACCACCACCACGCCCCACCACACCAUGCGAAACCUCCGCCUCCCUCGCUCCAGCACGCCCGCGCUCCGCCGCCCCACCUCCUCAAGGUCAGCUCCCUCUCCGAGGAGCUGCGAGGCGUGGAUUCCUUCCGCAACGGGCGGCUCCUGGUCUCCCUCCUGCGACAGUGCGCCGAGCUCCUCCGCGGCGGCCAGGACGCCGAAUGCGUCUCCGUAUCCCGGCGGCUCGCGCCGCAGCUGCACUCGCUGGCCGUCCGCGCGGGGCGGGCGCGGGACCCGCGCGUCGCGUGCGCGCUCGUGGACCUCCUCGCGCGGCUGGGUCGCGGGGCGUCGGGCCGCCGGCUGCUCGAGGAGGCGGCGGACGCGGAGGGCGGCAAAGACGCGGUGCUGUGGAACAAGCACGUCGCCAUGCUCGCCGAGGCGGAGGAGUGGGGCGAGGCGAUCGCCGUGUUCGGGGAGAUGCAGGCGCGCGGGGUGCCCGCCGACGGGUACGCGUGCGCGCGGGUGCUCCACGCGUGCGGCCGCGCGGGGGCGCUGCGGGAGGGGAGGGCCGUGCACGCGCACGCGGUCACGGCGAGGCACGUCGACGCGCACCCGCUCGUGCCCGGGUUCCUCGCCGGCAUGUACGCCGAGAAUGCGGACGUGGCCGCGGCCACGCGGGUGCUCGAGACGACGGAGGCCGCGGCAGUCGCGUGGAACGCGGUGCUCGCCUCCUGCGCGCGGCUCGGGCUCGUGGAAGACGCGCUGGAGCUCGCGGAGCGCAUGGCGUGGUCGGGGCACGAGCCCAGCUUGGCGACAUGGAACACCGUGGUGUCCGGCUGCUCACGGCACGGGCGCGACGGGGAAGCAUUUGGCGUUGUUCGGAGCAUGCUGGAGCAAGGGCUGCUGCCGGACUCCAGCACGAUGUCGAGCCUUCUCAAGUCUGCGGCCAAUUUGGGGCAGCUUGCGCAUGGCAUGGAAGCCCAUUGCUUCUUCCUGAGGCACCAACUCGAGCCGGACGUGUACACUGGGACAGCGUUCGUUGACAUGUACGCGAAAUGUGGCCGGCUUGAUUAUGCCCAGAAUGUGUUCGACGCCCUGGAGCUUAGAAACAUGACCACAUGGAACUCGCUGGUUUCAGGGUACGCAAAUGCUGGUCAGUUUGACAAUGCACUGAAGCUUGUGGAGGAGAUGAAGAUAAAUAGGCUUGAUCCAGAUAUAACCACUUGGAAUGGCCUGAUCACCGGUUACUCAAUGAACGGACUGAGUUCGCAGGCUGUGCUGCUGCUCCGGCAGAUCAAAGCAAUCGGGUUGACUCCCAAUGUGGUUUCAUGGACUUCAUUGAUCUCUGGGAGCUGCCAUAAUGGGGACUAUGAAGAUUCGUUCUACUUCUUCAAUGAGAUGCAGAAGGACGAUGUCCAGCCCAGCUUAGUUACCAUGUCAGUCUUGCUGCGGGCUUGUGCAGGGCUCGCUCUGCUAAAGAAAGGCAAGGAGCUGCACUGUUUUGCGCUGCGAAGAGCGUAUGAUCAUGACAUGGUUGUUAGAACAGCGCUAAUUGACAUGUACUCAAAGGUAGGAAGCUUAACGAGUGCAAAGCGGAUAUUUGAAAGGAUUCAGAAGAAUAAUUUGGUGUCUUGCAAUGCAAUGUUGACUGGGCUGGCAGUCCAUGGGCAAGGCCAUGAGGCAAUAGCGCUGUUCCACGACAUGUGUAAUUCGGGAUUGAAGCCAGACAGUAUAACCUUCACAGCUCUGCUUACUUCUUGCAGAUCAAUGGAGUUGAUUACUGAAGGGUGGGAGUAUUUUGAUAGCAUGGAAAGCGGAUAUGGUGUGACACCUACAGUUGAGAACUAUGCCUGCAUGGUUGACCUGUUGUCAAGGUGCGGUUACCUGGAUGAAGCAUUGGACUUCAUUAAUAAGUCACCAUUCAAGUCAGCGGCAAGCUUAUGGGGAGCCCUUCUAACAGGUUGCACAGUACAUGGGAAUCUUGCUCUUGCCGAAGUGGCUGCGAGAAAAUUGUUCAAACUAGAGCCGUACAAUUCAGCCAACUACUUGCAGAUGGUGAGUUUGUACGAACGUGAACAGAUGUUUGAUGAAGCUGAGAGCCUGAAGUAUGCAAUGAAAGCAAGAGCACUGGAUAGUCGACCUGGGUGGAGCUGGAUACAGAUUGAACAAAGUAUCCAUGUAUUUGAAGUCGAGGGGAAGCCACAUCCGGAUACUGCAGAGAUAUAUGAAGAGCUGAUUGGUUUGGUUUUUCAGAUCAGAAAGGCAGGAUAUGUGCCAGACACCAGCUGCAUAGUAUAUAACGUUCCAGAAGAAGAGGAGAAGCUACUGCUCAGCCACACUGAGAAGCUAGCGAUCACUUAUGGGUUGAUCCAUUCAGAUGCAAGCAGGGUACCCAUCAGAGUGAUCAAGAACACCAGGAUGUGCAAUGACUGCCACGAGGUGGCCAAGCAUAUCUCUGCUCUAUGUGACCGGCAGAUUAUUCUUCGAGAUGCCGAUAGGUUUCAUCAUUUUACAGGGGGAAAAUGCUCUUGCAAUGACUGCUGGUGACUAAUGAAUGGCAUAUCAUGUAAAAGGUUGGAUUAUCCACUGUGAAUAGCAGAUUUAAGAAAGUGAUUCCAUUCAAUCAGGCCUGAGGGCUGAACUGCAGGAGAUCCUUCAGAGAAACAAAGGGAGGACUGAAUGUCCCUGUGAACAAGGAGGACUUAUAUGCCUAACCGGAACAGAGAGCAACAACAUUCACUUGGGAGAAUCAGAUCUAAGUUGUACAGAAACCUGUCUCAGAUGUACUAGCCAGCUCUGUACAUGGCGAUGGUUGCACAUCAAGUGCACCGCCACUGACAUCUCGGCAUUUCCAUGCCCCAAUAGAUGCACUGCCAUAGAGCUUUACAUUUGAGAGGCAUAUGCGACUGAAAACUGAGCUCCUAAUGCCCCUUAUCAGCCCAGCUUGCCUUAUGUUCUGACCCCAAACAUUCUUAAUUGUCACACUGUCGACAACAGGAAGCACAUUCGGGUUGUAGGAUGUAUCAGGGUGGCCCCCAACGUCACCGGCAAUCCUCAAACCAUAUCGAGCUCCAUUCAAGGUCACUUCGGAGACAGUAAUGUUCCGGAUGUAUCCUCCCCUUCCUGAGUUGGUCUUGAUAUGGAUCCCAACACCCAUGCUAAAGAAAUUCAGGUGCUCCACAAAGACAUUCUCCACGCCACCAGAGGUUUCGCUUCCAACUGCAAACCCAGCAAAGGGGCCGGACCCUGUUAUCCUCCGGAUGGUGAUGCCAGAGCUUGGGCGAGCAAAGGCAAUGCCAUAUUCAUCCCAGCCACUCUUGAUGGAAAUCAAGUCAUCUCCUGUGGAAAUAUAGGAGUCUUCGAUGCAGACAUUAUUGCUUGAAUCUGCAGUACAAGAUGCAGAUGUAACUUAAUUUUUAUGCACACGCAAAUUUUGCUCAGAUUUACUAAGCGAGUGAAACAUCCAUUACCUAGAUCGACUCCAUCAGUGUUUGGGGAAUCAUGUGGUGCCAACACAGUCACGUUUGCUAUUACUACAUUGCUGCAUAUGCAUAAGUAACGAUCAUUCAGAAGGUGAUUAUGAUUGUGACCCUUGAACUGUUUGACAGAAAGGUAGCAUACAUUGGACCCAACAUCAGUGUUCAGUUAA